AUGUGGAUAUUGUUGAGCAUUAGUGGCAUUACUAUAGCCUAUAUCUUAUUGUUUACAAACAUACCAUUCAUUAUACGACUGAUUGUAGUCUAUGCGGCUGGCGUCAUAUUACUGUCCCUCAUAGUUGUGGGCCUAAUAUCGGCCGCCGUUAACAAGAAGACAGACGUAACGUAUAAACUGUUGAAUACAUAUAUCGCAAGACAUAUACCGCGAAGUAUGGCAUAUAAUAGACGAGUCCUAAAUAGAUGGGUAUUCCCGGUGUUUAUGACGGGUUGGCGUAAGAAUGGUCUCGAUGUGGACGACCUGUUCCGGUGCUCCCGACACGACGAGUCGCAACGUAUUGUCCGGGAGCUGGAA
Oppiella nova is the source of this 357-nucleotide messenger RNA. The record is from the annotation of a GenBank genome assembly. Lineage: Eukaryota; Metazoa; Arthropoda; Arachnida; Sarcoptiformes; Oppiidae.